AUGAAUACGAUCCGUCAGAUUCAGGCCCUCAACAAGCGCGAGCUUGAAAAUGCCAUACCCCCAGAAGCAUCAUGGCACGCCGAUUACCGAGAUACGGCCUACAUCUUCAUCGGUGGUCUCCCCUUCGAUCUGUCCGAAGGCGACAUCGUGACCAUCUUUUCGCAAUACGGCGAACCCGUACACGUGAACCUAGCGCGCGACAAGGAAACCGGCAAGAGUCGAGGAUUUGCGUGGCUGAAAUACGAAGAUCAGCGCAGUACAGACCUGGCCGUGGACAAUAUGGGCGGUGCGACGGUCAUGGGUCGCAUGCUGCGUGUCGACCAUGCCAGAUACAAGCGGCGAGAUGACGAGGAGGAAGGCGACAAUGUCGCCAAAUUAAUGGGUGAUGCGGAGACGACGAAUGACCGGGGAAAUGAUUCGGACCAUGAGCGACGAAGACGCCGGAAGAGACGGGGCAGUGAGGAAGACGACGAGCCUCGACGACGACCUUUGCUCAAGGAGGAGAAGGAAUUGGAGGAGUUGAUCAGAACCCACGACGAAGAGGAUCCCAUGAAAGAAUACUUGAUCGAAGAAAAGAAAGAAGAGGUUGCACGAGCGUUGGAGAGGGAAAGUAAAUCGUCGCGGAAACGAGACUCCAGCCGCGACAGAUCACGUCGCCAUCAUCGUCACCACCGUCACCAUCGCCGCCGGCAUGACGACGAUCGCUCGCGUUCUCGAGAGAAGAGCCGGCGGGACUACAGGUCGCCGUCAAGGGAGGAGCGGUCGCAUAGGACCCGGUCGCCAUCCCGCAGAGAGAGAUCCUACAGAGACAGAACGCCAGUGGGAUCCCGGUCACCGGAACCACGGAGGACUCGAGAUAGGCAUGAUCGGCAUCGAUAA
Molecule: messenger RNA, 879 nt
Organism: Aspergillus affinis
Lineage: Eukaryota; Fungi; Ascomycota; Eurotiomycetes; Eurotiales; Aspergillaceae
Exons: 2
Coding region: 1-879 (292 amino acids)
Biological process (GO): mRNA splicing, via spliceosome
Cellular component (GO): catalytic step 2 spliceosome; U2 snRNP; precatalytic spliceosome
Molecular function (GO): RNA binding; protein binding
Source: RefSeq, a predicted model, not a curated record